Fundulus heteroclitus (mummichog) is the source of this 1832-nucleotide messenger RNA. It is a transcript of the gene rab6bb, whose product is annotated as RAB6B, member RAS oncogene family b. The transcript is spliced from 8 exons. The record is from RefSeq and is a predicted model, not a curated record. NCBI's taxonomy places the organism in Eukaryota, Metazoa, Chordata, Actinopteri, Cyprinodontiformes, Fundulidae. Gene Ontology annotation, molecular function: GTPase activity; GTP binding. The coding region runs from base 149 to 775 and encodes 208 amino acids.
CGACGCGGAGCUGCAUUCCCACCAUUCUGUGAGGAGAGGAGGAUCCUCCUGCGCACCCACAGCACAGAGGGACACGCAGGCCGAUAAAGAGGAAAAAUAGAAACAAAAACAUUUUAAAUACCCCCAGCCAAGCUUUUUAUCUGCCACCAUGUCAGCCGGAGGAGAUUUGGGGAAUCCCCUGCGGAAAUUUAAACUCGUGUUUUUGGGAGAGCAAAGCGUGGGCAAAACAUCGCUCAUCACCAGAUUCAUGUAUGACAGUUUUGACAACACAUAUCAGGCAACCAUCGGAAUAGACUUCCUAUCAAAGACCAUGUACCUGGAAGACCGGACAGUAAGGCUUCAGCUGUGGGACACAGCUGGGCAGGAGCGCUUCAGGAGCCUCAUUCCCAGCUACAUCCGGGACUCUACAGUGGCAGUGGUUGUGUAUGACAUUACAAACGUGAAUUCAUUCCAGCAGACCUGCAAAUGGAUUGACGACGUCAGGACAGAGAGAGGAAGUGAUGUAAUCAUCAUGCUUGUGGGCAACAAGACAGAUCUGGAGGAGAAGAGGCAAAUCACGAUCGAGGAAGGAGAGCAGCGAGCCAAGGAGCUGAACGUCAUGUUCAUCGAAACCAGUGCCAAGACGGGCUCCAAUGUCAAACAGCUGUUUCGUCGAGUCGCUGCUGCCCUACCUGGGAUGGAAAGUCUGGACGACGCAAACCCCGAAGGCAUGAUUGACAUCAAGCUGGACAAACCGCCGGAGCCCACCGUCCCUGAGGGCGGCUGUUCGUGUUAAUGCCGAGCUGCUUGUGGACGGCUCCCUUCACACCAUAGGCUUGUUGUGUUGCUUAAUACUGGCUAGUUUCCAGUUGACUUCUCUAAUUGGAUAUAGGAGCGAGAGCUUGUAUCUGAUUGGACGAAUCAAAUGUUAUCUUUCAGUCUUGUUCAGUUGUAAGAUAUUGUAUACUUUGUCAAUAUGUAAGAGACCGGAGGACGAGAAUAAUAAUAAUAAUAAUAAAAAAGAGAACAAUAAACAUGUUGCAAUGAAAAGGAACAACAAAAAAAAAAAAGAAACAGUCUGGGGGAAAAAAAAAAUAAACAAAUAAAAAGAGAAAAACGGGGCAACCAACAGAUUUCUUUUCGCUGUUAUGUUUUGUAUUUUUUAUAUAUAAAAAGGGAAAGCACCAAAAACGAGGCCUAAACACGGAAGAGGAAAAAGUCGGAGGGUCGGUCGUUUCUCUUGCUGGCCGAACACGUCUGAAUGUCUGCAGCACGCAUGCACGCUGAUCUGAUCUUUGACCUGCCCUCCGGGGUCUCCGUGCUCUGGAGGGAGGCCGACUAUCUUAGAAUGUUUUAUAGCAUCUCUCUAUAGCAUCUCAUGACAAACCUUCUCUCAUUUGAUAUUCCCCACAAGGUUCAAACAACUUCCAGUAGGUUCACCUAACAGUAGCUGUGAAAACGUGUUUCCCUCCCCCCUCUCUUUCUCUCUCUCUCUCUCUCUUUCUCUCUCUCUAUCUGUCCCUCUCUCUCUUUUCUAGAACAAAAUGUACUGUGGUUAAAAAAUAAAGAGCUAAUAGAAAAGACAACGUACUGUCACAACACCCCCGUCCCUCCAGAUUACCCUCUGCUGUUCCUCCUUGCCUCCCUCUGUCGUUCUCCUUUCAGCCUCCCCAUCCCUCCAUCCCGGUAAUACACAUAUAACAAUCCACUGUAAUGCACUGCACUGUAUAUAAUAAUGUAAUAUGUAUGUUGUGAACGUCCCUUUGUAGAAGUGGUCCUUGUUCACCAGUAUGAAUAGUGUAAUAAUGUUUAAUGAUUAAUAAAUUACAGAUUAAAGGGCUUCACUCUCCUAA